CGCAUCACGGUCAUAUGACAAGCGGGCAGUUCCUCCCAAACAUCCUGCUGCUGCUCACAGCCCGAGUGCGUUCACACAAACAAAGCCAAAGUGGGGGAAUUUAUCACUCGGAGAAAUGUUGGCGCUGAUUAACCGUUUCCUAGACUGGGUUAAGUCCCUGUUCUGGAAGGAAGAGAUGGAGUUAACGCUUGUUGGGCUUCAGUACUCAGGCAAAACCACGUUUGUCAAUGUGAUAGCUUCUGGACAGUUCAGUGAAGACAUGAUUCCAACAGUUGGAUUCAACAUGCGGAAGGUCACGAAAGGAAAUGUCACGAUUAAGAUCUGGGAUAUAGGGGGACAACCCAGGUUUAGGAGCAUGUGGGAACGGUACUGUCGAGGAGUGAAUGCCAUAGUGUACAUGGUGGAUGCAGCAGAUCGAGACAAAGUAGAAGCGUCCAGGAACGAGCUGCAUAAUCUGUUAGACAAACCACAGUUACAAGGAAUCCCUGUAUUGGUACUUGGUAACAAGAGGGAUCUACCUAAUGCGUUGGAUGAGAAACAGCUUAUUGAAAAAAUGAACUUGGCUGCUAUUCAAGACCGGGAGAUCUGCUGCUACUCCAUUUCGUGCAAAGAGAAAGACAACAUUGACAUCACACUGCAGUGGCUCAUCCAGCAUUCGAAAACACGGAGAAGUUGAAAGCCAUGUUUCAGAUACAUGUGCUGACAUGUUCUUCUCACGCCCCAUCCUGCUUACUCUGUGAAACUGUACAGUCGUCCCAUCACACUAUUUCCACCACUGCUGAUGUCCCUGUCACACCCAUCAUAACCAAGAGCCAGUCUUCUGAACCUGUCGCUAAAUGAUGUAAGCCUGCAGUUUCCAGCCAACACCUCCUCCUCCUUUGAGAAGAUCUCCCACCUGCUUAAACAAAAGCUCAGCAGCUUCUACAAACUAGCUUCACUUUCUUGAGGGUCUUAACCUCCAAUCAGUCCUAUUUUCAAAUCAUGGGAGAAUGAAGACAUUUCUGUCCCCCCCCCCCCCGCCCCCACCUAAAGUAUACCAGGCCUUGUUCAUGUGAGAAUGUAAUUACGUAUGACUGUUGCCUCUCUCUGUUUCGCUCUCUCUUCUUUUGGCCAAAACGUUUCUCCUGAGAAAGCAGUUUGUAAUAUUUAUCUGAGGAGCGAUUCGAUAAGUCAGCAAAAUAUCUUGACAAGUAUGUACAAAUAUUGAUCACGUAAAUAUUUUUACUAUGUUGAACAGAAAUCUAUUUAAGUGAAUGUAUGGAAGGGUUAGGUGUAGUCGUUCCUUAAACUCAGUGAUGUCUUGCUGUUGGUAUGCUGGGAGGGAGAGGCGGCGAAGUUCAAAGUGCCUUGUGCAGCAGACUUCUCUCUGAAGCGGAACAGUAUGCCAGGUGUGUCUACCUGGAACCCGUUCACCUAUUAAGAAAUUAAAUGAAUAAAAUAUGCAUGCUUUUAAGGUAGAUUAUUGUACCAUUAUGAACAACAUUUUUGCUUUGAUCUCAGUAAAGAAAGGAAAAAUAUUUGAAGCCCUCACUAUCAAUGCACUUUUGUAAAUAUGAACCAAUAAAUAAUUCUUGACAUCUGAAAGAAAAGCAUAUUUUGUAAAUUAAUUAAAUGUCCCAUUAAAUUAAAUGUCCCUCUACUUGGAGAACAAAAUUUAUACAGUUAAAGAUGUGUUUCUUGGAGGUUGUUUAAAUUUUAAUAGUCUCUUAAGACACGUUGACGAAGGGUCUCGCAUAACUCUUAAGACGUUCAAAUGUUGAAUAUCAAAAUACAAGUUAAUAAAAAAAAAGUCACAUGAGAUGGGUACAAAAUUUUCCAUACUGUUUAUAGUGCUUCUUCACCAAACGGCACGGCUUGCCAUGGCUCUGUAACAAAUGUGAGCCCAGGACUAUCAGUAUACUUGCCGAGUGUGUUGCUUUCUCGUUGCGUAAAAUCUGCUUAUGAAAGUAUGAUUUCUUCUGGAGGUUAUCAGGUGGUGACUUGAUGGGCACAAGUACUAAAGUACUACAUGAAAUUCCAAUAAACGAUUUUGAAAAGAAA
Ictalurus furcatus (blue catfish) is the source of this 2040-nucleotide messenger RNA. It is a transcript of the gene arl8ba, whose product is annotated as ADP-ribosylation factor-like 8Ba. The transcript has 7 exons. Lineage: Eukaryota; Metazoa; Chordata; Actinopteri; Siluriformes; Ictaluridae. Gene Ontology annotation, molecular function: GTP binding; GTPase activity. Gene Ontology annotation, biological process: anterograde axonal transport; protein transport. Gene Ontology annotation, cellular component: lysosomal membrane. The coding region runs from base 116 to 676 and encodes 186 amino acids. The record is from RefSeq and is a predicted model, not a curated record.